Messenger RNA from Triticum dicoccoides, 1206 nucleotides. Its product is annotated as phosphatidylinositol:ceramide inositolphosphotransferase-like. Gene Ontology annotation, molecular function: inositol phosphoceramide synthase activity; sphingomyelin synthase activity; ceramide cholinephosphotransferase activity. The record is from RefSeq and is a predicted model, not a curated record. The transcript has 12 exons. Gene Ontology annotation, cellular component: plasma membrane; trans-Golgi network; endoplasmic reticulum membrane. The coding region runs from base 1 to 966 and encodes 321 amino acids. NCBI's taxonomy places the organism in Eukaryota, Viridiplantae, Streptophyta, Magnoliopsida, Poales, Poaceae. Gene Ontology annotation, biological process: ceramide biosynthetic process.
AUGACGAUCUACCUAGCUCGGGAGGCUUCCAAGGUAUGGAGGAAGGUGUGCGCGGAGACGACGACCGAGCUGCCGAUGCUUCGCGAGAAGUGGCCGCUACUCCUCGCUGGGAUUGUGUUCCAGUAUAUUCAUGGGCUGGCUGCUCGAGGAGUGCAUUACUUGCAUCGGCCUGGACCACUGCUCCAGGACCUGGGAUUUAUGGCCCUUCCAGAGCUUGGACAAGACAAAAAUUAUCUUAGUGAAUGCACAUUUGUUUUCAUCUUCUUCUCCUUUUUUCUGUGGACCUUUCAUCCUUUUAUUUAUCAUAGCAAACGCUUCUACACCAUCCUAAUCUGGCGCAGGGUGCUUGCUUUUUUAGUUGCUUCACAGGUUUUAAGGAUCAUUACAUUUUAUUCAACCCAGCUCCCAGGUCCAAACUAUCACUGUCGCGAGGGCUCAAGUAUGGCCACUCUUCCACCACCCAAUAAUGUGCUUGAAGUGCUCCUAAUUAAUUUUCCUCGAGGAGUAAAUCUUGGGUGUGGUGAUCUUAUAUUUUCAUCCCAUAUGAUUUUCACUCUUGUUUUCGUUCGAACAUAUCACAAAUAUGGCUCAAAAAGGUUUAUUAAACUCCUUGCCUGGAUGAUGGCUAUAAUUCAAAGUCUCCUUAUUAUUGCCGCUCGCAAGCACUACACCGUGGAUGUUGUUGUUGCCUGGUAUGCCGUUAAUCUAGUCGUCUUCUUCGUGGACACCAAGCUCCCAGAAAUGCCGGACCGUACAAACGGGUCGCCCUUGAUUCCGCUGAGCAACAAAGAUAAAGAUGGAAGGCCAAAGGAUGAGAAAGACGUGAGGCUGAAGGACGAGUUCCAUAAGCUGUUGAACGGGAACCAUGGGGAUGCGACUGAUCGGCGGCAGCGGGUGCAGAUGAACGGGAGGCACGCCGAGGAGGACAUGAGCAUGCUCUCCGACGCCACGCCCAACGGCACAUGAGAUGAGCGGGCGUUUUGUCUCGGCGCGCCCAAGGAGAAUCCUGUGGGCGACCCUUUCUGUAUGCAUGCAUGCAUGCUCGAACCGAAGCAGCCCCACCCGUCGUUCAGCUGAGCCACCCUCCAUUGCAUUGGCUUGGCCUUCCCUUAAACAACACCACCAAAAAGAUUGACGAUGAAUGUGGGUGUACAUGUAUAUAUCGACCGACCAGCUUAAUUCUAUGAUCACCUAUCGAUGCAUUCA